CUUAACAUCCCUCCAACUUACAGCUGAACUAUUUUUUCAAGUUUUCGAGGGAUUCGUCGAUGGCAUCUAAAAUGAAGGACAGGAAGAGAACGCCAAUUUCCCACAAAGUCAUCGAGAAAAGAAGACGCGACCGAAUUAAUCGCUGCCUAAACGAACUUGGAAAAACUGUACCGAUGGCCCUAGCUAAACAGAACUCUGGAAAACUGGAGAAAGCUGAAAUCCUGGAGAUGACCGUUCAAUAUCUGCGAGCGCUCCACUCAGCGGAUUUUCCCCGUGGAAGAGAGAAAGGUGAGCUCCUGGCUGAAUUUGCCAACUACUUCCACUAUGGAUACCACGAGUGCAUGAAGAACUUGGUGCACUACCUGACCACAGAGGACAGAGCUGAAACCAAAGAUAUCAAGUACGCGCGGAUCCUCGCCUUUUUGCAGUCAAAGUCCCGUGUGGUCACCGAGCCUGUAUUCGGGUCAGUCGGCACGAUGCCGGAAUCGUCUGACUACCUCAGCCAGCUGCACUCCUCCCCAGAACACCAAAGCCACAGCCCGUCGGACUCUGUCUACCAGCAGAGCCCUCCGGGACACUUUUCCUGGCACAGCUCCGCCCGCAGCCCGAGCAUCUCUUACCCAGCAAUGCCGCUCUCGGCGCACACACAGCAGCAUGGUGGAUACUUGUCACCGGUGCAAGGACUUGAUCACCAUUAUUUUAACUUCAUAGGUCACCCGCACGCAAACACGUUUAGUUUGCACAGCGCGCAACACGCCAUGUAA
Molecule: messenger RNA, 764 nt
Organism: Melanotaenia boesemani (Boeseman's rainbowfish)
Lineage: Eukaryota; Metazoa; Chordata; Actinopteri; Atheriniformes; Melanotaeniidae
Gene: helt
Product: helt bHLH transcription factor
Exons: 4
Coding region: 60-764 (234 amino acids)
Biological process (GO): regulation of transcription by RNA polymerase II; anterior/posterior pattern specification; regulation of neurogenesis
Cellular component (GO): nucleus
Molecular function (GO): DNA-binding transcription factor activity, RNA polymerase II-specific; RNA polymerase II cis-regulatory region sequence-specific DNA binding; protein dimerization activity
Source: RefSeq, a predicted model, not a curated record